Messenger RNA from Paramuricea clavata, 9753 nucleotides. NCBI's taxonomy places the organism in Eukaryota, Metazoa, Cnidaria, Anthozoa, Malacalcyonacea, Plexauridae. The record is from the annotation of a GenBank genome assembly.
UUUCAAGAAUUAUAAUUUAAUUCACUCGUUCUAAUUGAUUUCAUUUUACCCAAAUUCAGCUACAGUUUACGUUAAUGCAGUUUAUAUAAUAAUGAAAUUAUGGACUCCUCAAAUUGACAACUGUAAAGAAAUUGAAUUACUUUAACAUAUGUGGAGUGAGUGUAAAUAACAAGCUUUUCUGUUAAAAGUGAGCUUACAUAGAAAGCUUUGUUUGGUUUAUGAUGUUGAGAGGAUUAACGGAUUAAAGGAAUCCUACUUUUAUCGAGAGUGGAUGCUGGACAUACAAGACUAUAUAGUGUUCAAUUCUGCCGAGAAAAAGACGCACAAUUCCAUAGAGCAUCGUGCUUUCUUGUUUGUAAAUUAAAAGGCGUUAAUUAAAACAUCAAAGCUUGCAAAGAAUUCUUGUGAAAAAUCUGCGAUAUGGACGAUUAGUUCGAUAAAUGUGUAAGUGUACUGUACUGCAUCAAUAUCUGUGCUUUUUGUAGUAGAUUACAUACAUAUUCACUUACCCUUUGCAGUAAGUAACACUGCCUGCAAAUCUGAUAUAGAUUUAAGUCAACACAAGGGCACUUUUUUGUCUGUUAGUGAAAGGGUCAAUUCGCAAAAUAAACAUGCUCAGAUUAGUAUAUAUAUUGUGUUAUGUAAUCGAACAAGGGAUUAAACCAACGUUUCAGUAAGGGUCAUAGCUUAUUCAUCCAGUGCUAGAACUGACUGAAGAAUAUAAAGGAAUCCAGCAGUGUUUCGUAGAGUCACACGCAUAAAAACGACCAGGUUGUUCGUUUUCGCGCGUGUAGAAUCACUCUUUUGGCUCCAUCCUUCUUAUAUAACACCUGAGACCAUUCUUGAUAUUCAAAAUGCGAGCACUCGUGUAACUAUCUGAAAAUAUAAAGACUAGAAUUUGGACGUUUCGCGGAGCAAAAGCCCUUUGUACUUUGAAGUUGGUAGCGACAUUCUUCGCAUUAUUGCAAAAUUAAUGUACAUUGGUUAAUGUACAUCUCCCCUCGUUCAAUUUUGUACAACGCCGAAACCGCUUUUGGUGAUGCACCAUGACACCAGCUCAAUAUUGAGUUGGGAGAGCUGCGUCUUAAGAAGUUCAACCCGAAUUGCAAGGCGUUUAUCAUAUGCGAAGAAUUGAUCAUAAGUGUGUGAGAAUUUUGCAUAAAGGAAAUAUAGUCUCAAGCAGUUACGUCUAAGUUUGUUGGUGUAGAUAUACCAGCACCUGGUUAGAAAAGAACGCCACUUUGAGGACUUAUAUAUUGGUUCGUAAUAUAUACUAACUAGACUAGCAAGAAUGCAAAAAUGCUGCAUUAUCAAGCAUUGUCUACCCAUAAGACGCCAGUUUUGUAUUUGAUGUAUUUUUGGAAUGUGUGCUUUAGCAACCGUGCGUUAAAAUCACUACGCCAGAAUGUUCCAGAGGCCAGUCUAUGAUUAUAACACUUUUAAAUACCACCUGGAGUGCCUGAUCAUUAAUUUGGUUAACAUUUAACUUCCGUAAUAGAGAGUAAAUGUCUAUUGCACUCUUCCCCAAUAGUCCUUGUUUUCAUUGACUUUCAAUCCUUGGUCAGAACUCUACUCAAGCUCUUAAAAUAAUUGAGGAGAAAGAGCUACCUUUACAUUGACAUCAGUAAAUGGUUAGACUUUCGCGUCUUCUCGUAUAAGAACGCUAAAUCGUAGAUACCUCGGAUCCCUUAUCAAUCGGACAAUAGCUUGUUGGGAAAUCCGCUCACCAAUGAAUGAAAAACCGCUCAAUAAACUCGAACUCAAAAUGUGGCUCAGUGGCUAUUUGCUCAUGUCACGUAGAAUCGGGCUAAAGAUAAGGCCUUUCGUCGAGAAGACUCGAAACAUCGAAUUUCUAAUAAAUAGUAAAAUCUUUUGUCGGUAAUAUAUUUGAUAUUACGGGAUUAAUCGGCUUAACCAGCGAUCACGAUAAUCGUGAGCGAGACUUUCGCUUGAAACAGGUGCUGUCACAACAGGAGUCGCCCAAACUCCAUUCCAGAACCUUAUAGGAAUUGUCUACUGAACUAUAAGUAAUCAAAAUAUACCUUAAUGUUGCUGUAGUAACCAUUCUCUUACAUUUCUGAGGUUAUUGAUACCUCCCGUAUGUUACAACUGUCUGUGUGGGGACGAGGUUUAAGUCACUGGGCUCGAAUUAUGCAUGAGUGUAUGGUGGCUGAUUGCUAGUCAUUGCACCAAGCACUUUAUCAUAUGGUAUUUGUAAUACUGUACCUUACCCUACAUCAAUGAAAAUGUUCUGUAAACUGAGUUGAAGAAGUGCGGAAAAUCUCAAGUCUAGUGCGUGCGUGUAACAGGAAACUAAUCGUUCGUAAAUUGCAUCAAGAACACUUUCAUUUGGCAAGAAAAACGUCUUUGUUUGAGGAAAAAUGCCAAACGUUUGAGAGAUUCAUUUUCUAACGGGGAAUUGCGAAAUAAUUAUAAGGUACUAAAACAAAUUAAGUCUAGACCUUCUGUGUGAUAACAAUAUGACAUGACCGGCUCCUCACGCAACCUCCACAACACUAUUUUUGUUUUUGUUUCUUUGAAAAGGAUAAAAAAAAACGCCGACACGUUUGAAACGAAGACCGUCCGUCGUCUGCAGUGUGUCUGCAGGUAAAGCUAGACACUAGAGAUUUGAAUUUCGCCGUUGGCGAUCUAUAUAAGAUAUACCGUACGGCGUUAAUUAAGUAAUUAAGGUCUCUAUUCAGUAUUGUUCAUGAUUGUUGGAUAGCUGCACAUUUCCAGACAAAGCGUGUUUGUACGAAAGCUCCGCUCAAUUUGUUUUAUGCCUUCCAGAUAAUUACCAGCAGAACGAAGACAGUUUUCUGAUUUUGGGUUUACAACUCAGUUUGCAGAACAUUGUCAUUGAUGUAGACUAAAGCUGGUGUUACACGGAGCAACAAAAUUGCUGCAACUUGCAACAAAAUCUGAUUUCAACGCAUGUUAAGUAGAAAUGUCGACACAUGUUGCCUCGUGAUUUGUAAUGUAUGUGUAAGCAUUUUCAACAUGCGUUGAAAUCAGAUUUUGUUGCAAGUUGCAGCAAUUUUGUUGCUCGUGUAACUCCACCUUAAAGUACAGUAUUAAAGAACCAUGCAGUUGCUCUGUUUGGUAGAAUUCUUUUGACUGGACUUCUACACCCUCCCCCUCCCCUACACGUUCACUGGACUUCUACACCCCCUUGCACGUUUGUAAGUAUGCAGAGUACUGUAUAGAGCCAUACAAUUGUACAGAUUUUGUACAUGGAAUUUCGAACCAGGAGCAGUUGCGAAAAAUGCAACUAUGGGUCCUUUGGCUGCAGCUCUCUAACCAACUGAGCUACAGAGGCCAGUUGUCAAGCUCUAUACGUGAACUUGCGAUUGGGGCUCGACAACUGGCCUCUGUAACUCAGUUGGUUAGAGCGCUUUAUCGGAACCGCGGAGUCGCAGAACUCACUGCUGCAUUGUCAUUGUAGUACAUGUUCUUGAAUGUGGCUACCUUCGAUGGAUCUGAUAUUGUACAGAACUCACUGUUGAGUUCGAGACUGAGUUAAGCAUGGCAGCAACUUUUAACAGUCUGGUUAAAUCAAUCCAAAUUCCUGGUCAGACCUGUUCCAGGACGUCUAACCAAACUAAACCGAAAUGUUAUUUUUAGUUUAGGUAAUCUAGGCUAGGAACUUUUUCAUUCAAGUGUUUUUGAAAUGUACAAAAGUCUGUUCAGACACGCUCUGAAUGCGGACAUGUCAGCAGUCGCUUGCCUGUCGACACCUUCAUAAAUAGUAUUUUUAAAACGCUCCGUGUGCAAACAAGGCUGAGUAAUUUUAAUACGCUGUUCUUUCUACGCAUGCAAACGCGUAUAUAAACACAUUCCUUGUGUGUAAUGAAGACGCUUACCAUUUUCUGAACACAGUUGAUGCUAAUAUAGAUUAUAGGUAAGUGACGUUAACAGGUUUUUGAUUUUGGCAUGUACACUGAAUUGUAGGGCUAUAGCUAUAGUAUCGAGCUAGACAGUGACUAUCAACCAACACUAGCUGUUUACACGUAUGUCUAUAGUAGCCUAUGUAAUUUGAAGUAAGACUUUGACUGUAUGAAAAACUGAUCAGUCAAGCAUCAUUCUUUGGGGUUUUGGAGUAAAGAAGGGUUUUACUUUUAGCACGUGCAUGGUUUUAUUAUUAGUCAGGAUUUUGAAGAUUACAAAAUCGUCACUAUGGGAAUUUGGGCAUCCCAAAGUCCUCAUAUUUACCCAUAAACCUGACACUGCCAUCAACGUAGCAUAUAGUGUUUUAAAAUCUUUCACCAAUAUGCUUUUAAAAUUCGUUAAUAAAUCACGCUGACUUUUCUGAAUAUUGUACGACGGUGUAUGUUUAUGCCAUAUUAACACGCAGCAUGGUGUAUUUAGUCCGUUGAUAUAUAUGCCAGAGGUUAUUAGAAAAUAUUUGUGAAAAUUUGUUUCAGGAAACGUGUGCUUCUGUUCAAUUAUUUUAUAAAUCCUCGGCUAACUUCAAACAGUUGCGAUUUGUCAAAACUAUCACAGUUUCUUAAAUUCUGUUCGUACUGAAUUUUAUUUAAGAUUGUAUUUGUACCAUUUCAUUCAUUGCAUCAAUGUUGCAUUUUCUACUGCUGUGUAAUUGCUCAGUUGAGUAUAUUUAUGCUUUCUGGCAAGUGGCAAUUCUGUGUGACAAAAACAGCUGGAACAAAUGUGUAACCAUGAAACUAUAUAAACAACAUUUAAUAACACCGCGUAAACAGCAUGACAUUCAAAGGCAAUUUUUAUUCAUAUCCAUAACUUGUUUUUACUCCCUGAGCAUAUAAUUUCAUUUUAACAUUCUACAAAUGAAGUGAAUGGUUUCGUAAAAUAUUUUACUGUGAACAGCACGUUUUUAUUAACCUAAUUUGCAUAUUUUCCGCAAAGAUUCUAAAUUGGAUUAUCAGGAUUCCAAAUUUGAUAUGUAUGUGUUUUAAAAUGAUAGUACAUCGUUGACAUUUCAGAAUUAUACAGUAAUUUCGAGCCGUUCUUUGAUCUUAAAUUUUUAUUGAACCCGACCUUUUAACUGCCAGUCUGCAGUCUUCGACAAGUGAAGCAAUAAUGAAUUGAACAAAGGAAUGUGACAAUGGUUUACAAUAUUCCUAUAGGCUUAGCCUUAGUUCAAUUCAUUAUUGGUUUCCCUGUUGAAAACUGCAGAUUGUUGCAGCUUGUAUUCAAUGAAAGUCUAAGAUCUGGGUCCGGUUGUAUCAAGCCCGUUUAGCUUAAACAGUGGUUAAGCUCAAAAUAGAAAGCAAGUCUAUAGAUUCAUUCAACAACUAAACUAAAAGUUUUGAACUUUAAUAGAACGAUAAUGUUUACAACUACAUAUUCAGUGCAGAAUAUUUAAGUUGACUGAUUCACGAGAGAGAAAAGAGUGUUUUUAAUUUUGACUUAUCCACGCUCUUCCGAUCUAAACGGGCUUGAUACAACCGGCCCCAGAACGUCUUCAAAUCAUAUUGAAAAUCUUGAAAAAUAAAAAAAAUAAUUUCAACGAAAACGAUGUUAUUUUGUCUUUUUCAGGAAAUUGAAAACACUUUGCAGUCGAGGUCUAUUGUAGCUAUGUUGUAGCCUGUAGUUUGUUUCUUUUGUUGUUUUACUCGCUAGGUUGCACUCAUAAAAAUCUCACAACUUAUCAACAAAAUGUGUUCGCACUGCUUGUUCCCAGUUGUUAGCAAGUUGAUGACAACAAGCUCGUAGCAACUUGUUACGAACAGCUUGUAUUAGUCUUGUUGGAACAACUUGUAGCAAGUCUGUUACCGUCAUCGUCCUUGUAACAAGAUGAUAACAACUUGUUCCAGACUUGUCACAACAAAUGGGAACAAGCAGUGCGAACACAUCCUGAUAUCGACUUCACAACAACCUUGUUGCAACUUGUUUGCAGAUCUGUGACAACUUGCGCAUUUUUACGCGUGUAGUUGACUCUUUUUUAUGUCCUAGGUUUUGUGUUUUGAAUGGCUUGCAAACAAGAAGCUAGCGUUGUAAGAGUGGAUGGCUUUCCAAGCGAGAGGCCUGAAACACAGGAGAAGAUGUCAGAUGGAGAUAAGUUGACACAACAUGUUGAAAAUGUUGUAAGAACGUGGGCUUUGGUGAAGAAAGAUUUGGUGGGCAAUGGAAUUGUUUUUUAUAUGAGGUUAGUAUCUAACUGCUACUGCCUACUGGAUCAAUUAAGGAUGACGCUAACUGGACCUAUAUAGGGAGAACAGUUUAGAACUGAUAGAGCUAUCCAGUGUAAAUAAAGUUAGUUUAGUUUAGGUUUCCUCCUGUAGUAACACUGGAUCAAUAAGAGAUGAUCCCCUCUAGGAAGAACAGUUUAGAACUGAGAGAGCUAUCCAAUAUAAAUAAAGUUAGUUUAGUUUAGGAGUUUCCUCCUGUAGUAACACUGGAUCAAUAAGAGAUACCCUUACUGGACCACUAGGAAGAACAGUUUAGAACUGAUAGAUCUCUCCGGUAUAAAUAAAGUUAUUUUAGUUUGGGUUUCUUCAUCAAAGAUAACAAUCCAAAUUCAAACAAUCCAAAUUGUUUAUUCAGAUUAUUCAGUGAAAACCCAGAAGUGAAAAGUUUGUUUUCAUUUGCGUCGAGUAUGAACACGGAGGAGGUACAACACGACAAUCCAGGUCUACGGCGGCAAGCUAAGACGCUCAUGUCCAUGAUUGAUUACGCCAUUCGUUGUCUUGGUAACCUAAAAGAUCUUGUCCCAAAGCUGAAAACAUUGGGCAAGAGACAUUUUGUUAAAUAUAAUGUGAAGCCAGAGCACUUUAAGGUACGCUAGUUGUAGUUAUUUUAUCAUCGUCUGACCAUCACCACAAUCAUCAUGACCACUCAACAAACAUAUUCAGCUCACAUAUUUAGUUUAAUUGCUUACACACGUAAAAACGCACAAGUUGUAACAAACCUGCAGCAGACUUGUAGCAAUGCUGUUCAAACAACUUGUCAACAGGAUGUGUUCGCACUGCUUGUUCCCAGCUUGUUGACAACUUGCUACAAGGUUGUUGAGCUCAACAGACUUGUUACAAGUUGUUCCGACAACUUGUUAUCGUCCUGCAAUUCAACAAUUUGUCAACAAGUUGUGAGUGACAAGCUUGUAGCAACUUCAUGAAAUAACAGCAUUGUUACAACUUGUUGACAAGCUUGCUACAAGCCUGUUGCGAACACAUCUUGUUGACAAGUUGUGAGAUUUUUACGUGUGUACACACGUAAAAAUCUCACAUCUUGUAACAAGUCUGCCAACAAGCCGUCAACAAAUGUAUUCGCACUGCUUGUCACAAGUUAACCUGAGUAUCAGGCUCUAUUUUACAAAUAGAGCCUGACACAAAACUUAACCUGAUCGCUUUCCGCCCACAGCAAAGUUUAUAUUUAGUAUCCAAUCAAAAUGUCGCAGGAGAAAUUUAAAUUUCACACAACGACAACAACAAUCUAAUUAUAGCAUAGGCAGCCCACUAAACGGCUGAAUUUAAAUUAAAACUGCAAUGAACUUAUAAAAUUAACAAAAAUAAUCACAAAUUAGCGAAAUAUAUUGCAAAUGUAGCUUAUAUUAAAUCGGCACCCGAUUGCUCUCUCCUCCGCAGAGGUUUCAGUGAGAGGUUUCAGUGACUACAAUGAGCUUUACAUGGCGCUUGCCGUAUUUAUCAACGAACUGACGUAUAAUUAUAAAGUAUACUUUAUAACUAUACGUCAGUCGAUAGUGCAAUCUGAUGGCGAUUUAAUAUAAGCUACAUUUGCAAUAUAUUUCGCUAAUUUGCGAUUAUUUUAUAAUUUUACUGCAGUUUUAAUUUAAAUUCAGCCGUUUAGUGGGCCGGCUAUAAUUGUAGUUGUGAAUUGUGAUCGUUAUAAAAUAUUUCAACAACAAUAGUAUAAUCUAAUUAGCACCAGCCAAUCAAAUGACAGAUUUAAAAAUCGUUUGUCUAAUCGGCCAAUCAGCGCUCAGUCCAGAUUCUGGACUGAACAACCAGGCAAAAUGCCACUUUUGUGUCAGGCCGUACUUUUCUCCCCUUCGCCCACGAUCAGGCGUGCCUUUGCCCUAAAAAGUACGGCCUGAUACUCAGGUUAGUCACAAGUUGUCAACAGGUUUGGAACAACUUGUUCACAACUUGUAACAACCUUGUUGAAAUUAUCAGACUUGUUGCAAGGUUGUUCUGACAAGUCCGUUACAUGCUUGAUAUAACAAGAUUGUUACAACCUUGUGUUGACAACCUUGUAACAUCCUUGUUAUAUCAUGACUGUAACAAACUUGUUAGAACAACCUUGUAACUAGUCUGAUAAUGCCAUCAAGCUUGUUACAAGUUGUUAACAGCUUGUUCCAAACUUGUUACAACAAACUGGAUACAAGCAAUGCGAACACAACUUGUUGACAGCUUGUGAACAGACAUGUAACAACUUGUGUGUUUUUACGUGUAUAGUUGUCCAUUCUAUGCACGUGAGUUACACGUGUAAAAACGCACAAGUUGUAAAAAACCCGUUGUUCCAAUAACUUGUCAACAGGAUGUGUUCGCACUGCUUGUUCCCAGCUUGUUGACGAGUUGCUACAAGGUUGUUGAACUCAACAGACUUGUUACAAGUUGUUCCAACAACUAGUUAUCGUCCUGCAAUUCAACAAAUUGUGAGUGACAACCUUGUAGCAACUUGAUAACGUAACAACAUUGUUACAACUUGUUGAAAAGCUUGCUACAAGCCUGUUGCGAACACAACUUGUUGACAAGUUGUGCGAUUUUUACGUGUGUAACUGAAGCUAACAUGUUGGUCGCCUUGUUUCAAGUCUAUGAUGGGUAAUGUUGCCUGAUGUUGAUUCAGGUUUGGCUGAGUUUAAAAAUUUUAUCCAACUUUGCCCAACGUCGUCUGACGACCAAGAAAGUUGGGCGAUGCUGGACUCGUUUGAACGCUUUAUGUUUUUCUCAUCAAACAGGCCGUUGGCGCCGCUUUACUUUGGACACUCAAGGAAGGACUAGGAGAAAUAUUCACGCGUGACGUGGACGCUGCGUGGACUGCUAUUUUUAGAAUACUUGCUGACGUCAUGAUCGAAGGUGGAAAAGAGGGACUGGCGGAAAUCAAGUCGCGUAGUACUGGUAACGAGUAGGUGGACAAUAUAGGCACAACACUACAACGUUCAUUGUAGGUGGGUUUCAAGCAAUUCUGGGAGACGUUAAUGCAUCGUUUACACUGUGGCCGAUAACUUUCCGUAGCGACAUGAAAAACAUCUAUCCGUACCUUUUAGGAACGCUAUUUUCAGAGAAAUUAUUGCAACGGAGAGAUGUUGUUUCGUUUAGCUUCUGAAAGUUGUACAUUCCGUAUCUGAUAGGUGCUUUUUCGCGCCGCUACGUAAAGCCAUCCGGGAUGGUGGAAACCCAGCCUAAAGGCUCAUUUACACUGUAAUUUUUGCGGCGAUUUCUAGUUGAAGUUGAACGAGUAGAAGAGUUCUGAAUGUUCUGAGUUUAUGUACCCCCAUCUGGCUCGUCCCCAGCAUCAGAAGAAAUCUCACUUGACAUCGUAGCAAAAAUGCACUGCAAACGGGCCUUAACAUAAAGGCAGGCGGGGGUCAAAUCAAUUCUAAUCACAUUCUUUUGUUUUAUUGAAAGUCACCUAUAUGUAUUGAUUUUGCCUUUGAUGGCAAGUACACAUAAUGAAAUAUAUUUAGCAUAAUUUCCGUGCUGCAAUAAGCGAGGCAAAACCGCAAGAAAUUAUAAAUCUUCUAUAAAUAUUUGAUGUAAUAUAUCUAUCAAAUAUAAAUGUUGUAUGAAUUUAAUGUCAAGAUAUUUUAGAAAGUUG